CGGCCCCGCUGAGCCAUGUUCGCCCCGCUGCUGCUGGCACUGCCGGCCCUGGGGGGCUUUGCCCUGGCCUCGUUCUGCCUCCGCCGCCGGCCCCGACUCCUGCACCGGCCCCGCCAGCCCCCGUUCCCCUGCCGUCACGUGUCCCACCGCGGGGGCUGCGGCGAGAGGAUCGAGAACACCAUGGAGGCUUUUACCAACGCGGUGGCCCAGGGGACCCAGCUGCUGGAGCUGGACUGUCAGCGCACGCGGGACGGGGUGGUGGUUGUGUCCCACGACCAGAACCUGCAGCGCCAGGCGGGCCGGGACCAGAACAUCCGGGAGCUGGACUAUGCGGAUCUGCCCCUCUACAGGGACCCGCUGGAGGUGACCUUCUCGCCUGGCGCCGUCUCCCACGGCUCUGACCACCGUAUCCCGCGCCUGGAAGACGUUUUCCAGAAAUUCCCCCACAUCCCCAUCAACGUGGAGAUCAAAGAGGACGACGAGGAGCUGAUCCGGCAGGUGGCUGAUCUCGUCCGUCGCUACCGUCGCUCCCACAUCACCGUCUGGGCCUCCUUCCAGAGCAAAAUCCUCAAGAAGUGCAAGGCAGCCAACCCCGACAUGCCCUACAUCUUCUCCCUGCAGCGUGGCCUGCUGGUGCUGCUGCUGUACUACACUGGCCUGCUGCCCUUCGUGCCGCUGCCCGAGUCCUUCCUGCAGUUCCUGCUGCCCUCCAUCAUCAACAGGACCUAUUUCCCGGUGCCUAAAGGCUGCAUGGGAAAUCUGCUGGCAAAAUUCACCCACAGGGUCACCAUGAGGAAGAACUCUUCAAACAUCUGGAGGACAGAGGAAUUCAGGUGCUCCUCCGCUACGCGGCUUUCUCGUUCCGCCGAGCAGCGCCUCAUUUGCAUGCCGCCUUCCCAUUGGCGGCGGGGGCUGGCGCGGAGGCUGCUGGGAGGAGGGGGCGGGGAGUGCCAGCUGGUGUGUAAACAAGCCCUAGAACCUGCGCCGAAGCCGCGGGGCUGUGUCUGGGGGGGCCCCGCGCUGCGCCCCCGCCCGGCCCCUCACCCUCAGCGAGAGGAACCCGCCCGGCAGGGGCCAGGCCCACAGGAGCUGCUCUGCCCACGGGCCGGGCCCCUCCCGGCCGGAGUCUUCCCGGGCCCGGCUGGCGCCAUGGUCCGGCUUUCCAAGCCCAAGACGUUCCAGGCCUACCUGGACAACUGUCACCGCAGAUACAGCUGUGUGCACUGCCGGGCACAUCUGGCCAACCACGAUGACCUCAUCUCCAAGUCUUUCCAAGGGAGUCAGGGAAGAGCUUAUCUCUUCAACUCAGUGGUGAAUGUGGGGUGUGGGCCGGCUGAGGAGCGGGUGCUGCUGACAGGGCUGCACGCAGUAUCCGACAUCCACUGUGAGAGCUGCAAGACCACACUGGGCUGGAAAUAUGAACAAGCCUUCGAGAGCAGCCAGAAGUACAAGGAGGGGAAAUACAUCAUCGAGCUGAGCCACAUGAUCAAGGACAACGGCUGGGACUGACCCUGUCGCCCAGCCCCACUGCACUGGGGGCGGGGCCUUGUACCAUCGUACCCAUGGAAACCAGCAGCAAGGCGGGGCCUUGCAGCAUCAGUUCUAGGGAGACUAACUGAGGACGGGGCUCCCUGGCGCCGUUUCUAUGGAGACCCAUCCCAAACCUGGGGACCACCACACCGUUGUGAAGGGGCAGGGCUUUGCUGCACCCUUUCCACAGACAUGAGCACCGCCUCCUAAAUUUGCAUGGGGACAUCACUGAACAUUAAUUAAUGAGCGUUCUUUGGGGGGGCGGCAGGACACGCCCACCAUUAUGUGGGGGGG
This is a messenger RNA of Dermochelys coriacea (leatherback sea turtle), 1824 nucleotides long. Its product is annotated as lysophospholipase D GDPD3. NCBI's taxonomy places the organism in Eukaryota, Metazoa, Chordata, Testudines, Dermochelyidae. Gene Ontology annotation, biological process: glycerophospholipid catabolic process. The transcript has 15 exons. Gene Ontology annotation, cellular component: endoplasmic reticulum membrane. Gene Ontology annotation, molecular function: phosphoric diester hydrolase activity; phosphatidylcholine lysophospholipase A1 activity. The record is from RefSeq and is a predicted model, not a curated record. Bases 16 to 1509 code for a protein of 497 amino acids.